Molecule: messenger RNA, 864 nt
Organism: Trichoderma reesei QM6a
Lineage: Eukaryota; Fungi; Ascomycota; Sordariomycetes; Hypocreales; Hypocreaceae
Exons: 4
Coding region: 1-864 (287 amino acids)
Biological process (GO): sterol metabolic process; sphingolipid metabolic process; intracellular sterol transport
Cellular component (GO): cortical endoplasmic reticulum; Golgi apparatus
Source: RefSeq, a predicted model, not a curated record
AUGCCUAUCUGUAUAGAAUGCCGGUAUCCCGUCAAAACUCUAUGGACACAAUACUCUGGAGCCGAUGACAAGUCCAAUGGCCACUUGAUUCGUCUCACUGUCUGCCGCAAAUGCGGCAACUUUUGCGAUAAAUAUGUAGAGCACGACUUUGUCGUUCUCUUUAUCGAUCUGGUCCUCAUCAAACCUCAGGUCUAUCGCCAUUUACUGCACAACACCCUGAUGCGAGAUGGCGAUCGCUUCGACCCUUCCAUUAUUCGCUUGGGGGUGUUGCUUCUGCUGUUUGACGUCUACUUGACAUGGGCGCGCAUAGAGAAGCAAACCAUUCCGUCGUCGACACCUGGAGAGAGUAAAUUGGGACCCCUCGCUGAGCAGCCGAUUGUGAUCCAGUACAUGUUUUUCUUGGUUCUCUGCGCCCUUUCCACCAUCGCCUUCCACCUGAGCAUCCGGUUCCUAACAUCCUCCCGCUUCUCGCCGCUGCAUCUUACGGGGCUGAUGCCACGGUAUGCUCGUCCGAACUCGGUGUCGACAGCUCUGCUUGUUUCAUCGUCGACCAAACUAUUUCCCAUACUGAUGGUCAUCUGGGAAUACGAUGUGCCCGCUGCAGCCAGGUCUCUGGGAUGGGCUGUUGUGGCAAACAAUGUAGAAGCCCUGCGCAUUCUACUGGACUGCAAGUAUUAUGUUGCUUGCUUCUUGGCAAUUGCCGGCGCAUCGGUGCGCUGGGCCGUGGGCCAGCUGAUACUCAUCUCUGCUGGACUGGGUGAUGUAGAUUCCAUCGGCGAUAGCAGCGUUGCUGCAGACGGCAAGGCUCUUUGGGCCUUGGUCAAGUAUCUGAGAGAUUGGGCCGGCCGUCUGGCUGUAGGAUAG